CACCCUUGCUAUUAUCCCAGUUAUAUACCUAUCGUCCUGAUAACCGCCGAGCAAUCCCACCGAGAUACCUUUAUCUUGCCAUCACAUUCAACAUCGCCACCAAUAGAACAAUAACCAUGGCUCCAGGCUACCUCCACACAGCGCAUGCGGCAGGCACCGAAGAAGAGAUCCACUCGCUUCCCACCUAUGUCACGGCUGGCGAACCGAACCGCGGCAUCAUCGUCAUAAUCUCGGACAUGUUCGGGUGGCAGCUGCCGAACACACGGUUGCUGGCGGAUCGGAUACGUCGGGAGACGGGCGCGACGGUUUAUGUUCCCGAUUUUCUGGCCGGCGAUUCCGUGCCGACGGAGCAUCUCGAGCUGGUCGGUGAGCCCGAGGGCGAGCCCGGGUUUAUGGAGAAAGCAAAAUGGAAUUUCCGUCGAGUGCAGGCGUUUGGUCCGUGGUUGGUGCGGCACCGCGAUGCGGUCUCCUUGCCGAUCGUCACUGCUUUUUUCGAGGCCCUGUACAAAGAGGAUCGAACACGGACGGUGAUGGUGGCGGGAUACUCGUGGGGCGGACGCUACGCACUGCUGUUGACGCACCGCAACCAGUGGAUGAUGAGCAAUGGCGGGGGAUACCGCGAGGGAGGAUUCGUCAAUGCCGCGUUCGUCGCGCAUCCCACGUUGCUGUCAGUUCCGUCGGAUAUCACGGCGAUUGCGAGGCCGACUAGUCUCGCGCUUGGAGACUGUGAUGAGGUGAUGGGGAUUAAGACUGUUGAACAGAUUCAGAAGCUGUUGGAAGGGAAGGCGGCGUCGCCGGAGGAGGUGCAGACUGAGGUCCACGUUUAUGAGGGAGCGCUACAUGGGUUUGCCGUUAGGGCGGAUCUGGGGAAGGUCAUGGAUAAGGAGCACUAUGAGGGUGCUGCGAAGCAGGCAGUCGAGUGGUUCAAGAAGUUCCUCUGAACGGAAUCUUGUUGUUUAGGGCCCGUUUGGAUGGCCUCAGUUUUUCGAGAAACCGAGCAAAUGGAACUGAGACCCCGUUUGAAUGGCACAAAAACUUUUUAAAAAUAUGCGGCUCGAGCGAAGAAACUAGUACUGACCUCGAGAGGUCGUUUCUUUGCCGCCACUCAGUAUCGCAUUUUAACUUCAACCAUGGACUCCCUUUACGGGGAAGAGAAAAAAGCGGGGCCACAAUGUGUCCACUAUUAGAGUUCUGGUGAAGCCCAUUAUUCAGACUUAUGGCUGAGUAAUCUGAGAACUGCCAAACACUCUGUUCACCUCACAGUUUUCCGGAAACUGAAACUGGACAGUAUUCGGUGUCCCGGCGGGAAACUGAAUUUCACUCUAAAACUGGAACUGAAAAC
Messenger RNA from Tricharina praecox, 1342 nucleotides. Its product is annotated as Alpha/Beta hydrolase protein. Bases 117 to 941 code for a protein of 274 amino acids. The transcript has 3 exons. NCBI's taxonomy places the organism in Eukaryota, Fungi, Ascomycota, Pezizomycetes, Pezizales, Pyronemataceae. The record is from RefSeq and is a predicted model, not a curated record. Gene Ontology annotation, molecular function: hydrolase activity.